Molecule: messenger RNA, 2907 nt
Organism: Alternaria hordeiaustralica
Lineage: Eukaryota; Fungi; Ascomycota; Dothideomycetes; Pleosporales; Pleosporaceae
Exons: 4
Coding region: 1-2907 (968 amino acids)
Molecular function (GO): protein binding
Source: RefSeq, a predicted model, not a curated record
AUGCUCUACCAAGCAGAGCUAGGAGACACAGACUUCAUUACAGGAGACUAUCUCGCUGAGGUCAACAUCGCGGAAAACGCCCAGGCACAUGCAGCGGGCAAGCAUCCUGGAUGGGAGAAAACAGCUUGGGAUGGUAUCGAGCAGACGAUCGACUUGUUGAAUGAAAAGAGGAUCAAAGUCGUUGUCAAUGGUGGUGCGCACAAUCCGAAGGGAUUGGCCGAGAAGGUGCAUGAACUCGUAUUAAGUAAAGGAUAUGAUCUGAAGAUUGCGUACGUGUCUGGUGACAACCUAAUGGACGAAAUGAAGGACAUCAAGGAGAAGGGCCUACCGCCGCACCUAGACUCCGACAACAGCGAAGUAACGGUCGCGGACCACACGCUUGACGUCCUGAAAAGCGACAAACCAAUCGUCAGUGCGAACGUCUACCUCGGCGCUCGCGAAAUCGUCAAAGGUCUCGAAGAAGGCGCAGAUAUCAUUAUUGCUGGUCGCGUUGCAGACGCCAGCCCAGUCAUCGGUGCUGCAUGGUACUGGUACUCGUGGCGUGACACCGACUUCGAUGCACUUGCAGGAGCCCUUAUUGCGGGUCAUCUCAUCGAAUGCAGUGGCUAUGUAACAGGCUCGAAUUUCGCAGGAUUCUACGAGUAUCCGCUGGAUGACCUGUACGACAUCACUUUCGGUAUCGCAGAAGUCGAAAAGGACGGAACAUGUGUAAUCACGAAGCACGAAGCUAGGAAAGGUUUUGUUACGGAAGACACUGUCAAAUGUCAGUUUCUGUACGAGCUUCAGGGCAACGUGUAUCUGAAUAGCGAUGUCAAGGCUAUCUUGGAUAGGGUUCAGGUCAAAGCUGAAGGCAAAAACAGAGUUCGUCUGUGGGGCGUGAAAGGCAAACCACCCCCACCCACUACGAAGCUCGCAAUCUUCUAUCAAGCAGGUUACCAGUCUGAGGUUGUCGUCAAUGCAACUGGUUACGCCACGGCUGAGAAGUUCGAUCUCUGGGAACGCAUGAUCAAGUUUGGCCUGAAGCAGAAGGGCAUGUUGGACAAAUUCGACAUCUUGGAAUUCCAGCGCAUAGGCAUGCCGGAGACCAACCCGAAGAGCCAGCUCAGAAGUACAUCGUAUUGUCGAAUCUUCGCGGAGAGCGGCGAUCCAAACGUGAACCUGGGCCUAGCGAGUCUACUGGCAGACUUUGCGAUGCAGCACUACUCAGGCUUUCAUAGUACGAUGGAUCAUCGCACGGCGAUACCGAAACCGUACUUGAGCUUCUACCCGGCGAUUUGGCCGCAGAACAAGCUAAAGACGGCGAUUAAUCUUCUCGCCUCUGGUGAAACAAGGACGCUGAUGACCACGCCACCACCGCAGUCGGAAGAGAUUGGGAGGCGGGAAAGCUACGAGACUGCGAAUCCCGUAGAUCUUGGGUCUUUUGGCCCAACAACGCGUGCGCGAUUGGGAGACAUCGUGCUCGCCCGCUCAGGUGACAAGGGUGGGAACGCGAACAUUGGCUUCUUUAUACCCACGAGCCUCCCUUCCUCCUACCCACAGUCAUCACCCCUGUAUGCCGAAAGCUGGGACUGGCUCCGCAGCUUUCUCACCAUGCCCAAACUCAAGGAAAUGUUCGGAGAGAGCUGGAAUGACAGCUUUUUCAUGGAAAGGGUGGAGUUCGAAGGUAUCAUGGCGACCAACCUUGGCACCAUGUUCAAGAAGUUCAAGGACAAGAUAAAGGGCGACGACAGCUCUUCAAGGCCGUCAUAUGGGACAGAUCAACACAACCUGCAUUCAAACAACCCUUACUAUAGCUCACCCCAAGACCAACAGCAUAAUAUAGCGCCGACGGAGAAGUAUCAAGCACCGCCUGGCCCGCCGCCGAACCAAGCUUCAUCCUCGUCUGGGUACUCCGCUCCACCAGGUCCUCCACCGAGCCACGGGUCGUCUUCUUAUACUGCUCCUCCAGGGCCUCCACCUAAACAAGAGUUCUCAGGUUACGCACCCCCAGCAGGACCACCUCCUUCGUAUCCACAGCAACCCCCUCCUAGCUGGGACCCUCCGCCAUACCACGACUGGACCGUCGUACCUGAUACUUCACUUCUACCUCCACCACCUUCGAUGGGUUACGAUAGUUCUCCGACUGCUAAUGCAUCUACUGAAGAUGGCGAUCGUGCCUUGGCUUGGACCAACAUGAAUCCUUUGUGGCCACCGCAGAAUCUGCAGCCCAGCACUCAUGCUGCGAUUCAGAACGGUCAGCUUGCUCUACUAAAAGCGCCGUCGUAUCUGGGUGAUUUACUCCCUCAACCUCAAGCAGGCCACUGGCGUUGUCGCACCCAUGCGAACUGCAGGGAUUCGAGUAUCCUCACAAAUCUGCCCAUGUACAGCGUGUUUUGGGACUCACCGCUCAACACACAACGCUCCAAGACUGUCUACUUCGAACUCAAAGUCCUUGGAAUCGGUCGCGGUGGCUUCUCAUUCUCGGAAGCAGACGCCGGUAUCGCGAUAGGCUUCGUCGCGCCGCCUUAUCCUACGUUCCGACUCCCAGGCUGGGAACGUGCCAGUCUUGGAGUGCAUGGAGAUGAUGGAAGAAAGUAUGUAAAUGAUGCAUGGGGCGGUAUCGACUUCACAUCGGCUUUCAAGCCUGGCGAUACUGUAGGUAUCGGUAUUACCUUCUCGGUUCCGCGCAACCCGCCCUCAUACGAGCAGUCGCAACAGGGAAGGAUGCUGGAUAUCGACGUGUUCUUCACGCGUAAUGGAGUAAAGGAAGGCGGCUGGGAUGGCAAUGAGGAGCUCGACGUGCGAAGCGAGGGAGGCAACACGGGACUGAGGGGCGAAUGCGAUCUCUUUCCAGCGAUUGGCGUGUUUGGCGGUGUGGAUUUCGAUGUCUUCUUCCACCCAUCGCAAUGGCUUUAUCGCCCAUACUGA